Quercus robur (English oak) is the source of this 739-nucleotide messenger RNA. Its product is annotated as photosystem I reaction center subunit N, chloroplastic. Gene Ontology annotation, biological process: photosynthesis. Gene Ontology annotation, cellular component: chloroplast photosystem I. Lineage: Eukaryota; Viridiplantae; Streptophyta; Magnoliopsida; Fagales; Fagaceae. Bases 44 to 565 code for a protein of 173 amino acids. The record is from RefSeq and is a predicted model, not a curated record. The transcript has 3 exons.
GUUCACUACCUCAUUAGAAAGUGAAUAUUGGUUUCCUACUGUAAUGGCAGCCAUGAACUCUAGUGUUUUGGCAUGCAACUAUGCCAUCUCGGGUGCUGGAUCAUCUGAGCUCAAUGCAAAACUUGCUUCCACACCUUCUGUUGCAUACCCAGUUGUGCAUGGUCACAAGUUGCCUGUGAUCAGGGCUCAACAGGCUAAAGUUUCUGAAUCAAAAGAAUCAAGGGGGAGUGAAGGAAGAAGGGCUGCACUGCUUUGCUUGACAGCCACCCUUUUCACAGCUGCUGCCUCCAAUUCAUUUUCCAAUGCUGGGGUCAUUGAAGAUUACCUUGAGAAGAGCAAAGCUAACAAGGAGCUAAAUGACAAGAAGAGGCUGGCCACAAGUGGUGCUAAUUUUGCACGAGCUUAUACAGUUCAAUUUGGCUCAUGUAAAUUCCCUGAGAACUUCACUGGCUGCCAAGAUCUUGCCAAACAAAAGAAAGUGCCAUUUCUCUCUGAAGAUUUGGAGUUGGAAUGUGAAGGAAAGGACAAAUACAAGUGUGGUUCCAAUGUUUUCUGGAAAUGGUGAAGAGGGUAGUCCUUUCUUUUUUCAAUACCAUGUACUUUCUCCAAACAUGUACCUAAAUUUCUGUUGAAUAACUCUUCAUCCCAUGUUUUGCAAUCUUUCUGAAUUCAGAUUUCUCUCUUUUCAAAUACCCAAUAUUUGUUUAAUCGAAUGGACAGAGAAAUCUAAAUUCGGUUU